Messenger RNA from Podarcis muralis (Common wall lizard), 3074 nucleotides. NCBI's taxonomy places the organism in Eukaryota, Metazoa, Chordata, Lepidosauria, Squamata, Lacertidae. The record is from RefSeq and is a predicted model, not a curated record.
GGCGCUUACUGAGAGGCGGGAGGGGGGCCACCUCUGUGGGUUCCUGUCAGUGACUACGACUCCCAUCAGCGCCGAGCCUUGGCCGGCCUGGCUGAGGCUGCCGGGAGUUGUAGUCCAGCGGCCCCUGACAGGCCCGGCCUCCUCUGCCACCGCCGCCCCUGGUUGCUCAUUGGGGGUGGGAAAGGGAGCCCCCCCCCUACGUCCUCCCGCCCCGGUGCCUGUCGGGCCUCAGCCCUGGCCCCGCUGGAGCCGGCGGGAAGGCUCCUCGGCGACCACCGCAGAAGGAGCGAGGCGGGCCCGGAGGGGGGCAGGCGCUAGGCCUCCGCUGCGGGCUCCGCCUCCGCCGGGCCGAGAGGGACGGGAGGAGGAGGAAGAGGAGCCGCCGCCGGGGGAACCAUGCCGGCCCGCGCCCUGCCGAGCCCCGCGGCCGCCCUUGGCCCGUGAGCGGCUCCCCGUCGCCCGCCUCGCCGCCAUGAAGAGCCCCAAGGAAGACGCGCACGAGUCGCCCGCAGGAUGGGUGUGAAUGUAGAGAAGAACCUUAGUUGUGCCAAAAACUGUCUUCCUGACGGUGGUGUCCUCUUUUCCUGCAGUGGACAAUGUGCAGCUGGACGUGCCAAUCCUUCAGCAGUUGUACCACUGGGACUGUGGGCUGGCUUGCUCCAGGAUGGUUCUGCAGUACCUGAACCUCCUGAACGACGACGAGUUCCAGAAAGCCAUUCAAGACCUCCAGAUGACGGAGAGCAUCUGGACCAUCGAUUUGGCCUACCUGAUGCGUCAUUUUGGGGUGAAGCAUCGUUUCUGCACACAGACCCUGGGGGUGGACAAGGGCUACAAGAACCAGGUUUCUUACCCCGAGAGGAAUCUGUUCUGACCAGGCUUGUCCUCUUCCUCCUUCAGUCAUUCUACAGGAAACACUUUGACACAGAAGAGAACCGAGUCAACCAGCUGUUUGCACAAUCCAAAGCCUGUAAAGUGCUGGUAGAGAAACGCACAGUGACUGUUCGGGACAUCCAGGAUCACCUUGCCCAAGGCCAUGUGGCCAUUGUGCUGGUCAACGCCGUCCUGCUGCUCUGUGACCUCUGCUCCAACCCGGUCAAAUAUUGUUGCUUUCUCCCAACCGGCCAGAAGUGCUUCUGCAGAAGUCCUGACUACCAGGGCCAUUUCGUUGUCUUGUGUGGCUACAGCAAAGCCUCAGGGAGUAUUUAUUACAACAAUCCUGCCUAUGCUGACCGAACAUGCCGAACCAGCAUCAAUAACUUUGAGGAAGCCAGAACCAGUUACGGCACCGAUGAAGACAUCCUGUUUGUUUACAGAGACAGCUGACCUCCUGGAGCUGCCAGGGCUUCCACGUCCAUCACUAGCCAGCUUGCAACAGCAGUAGCAGCAGCAGCAGCAGCAGCAGCAGCCUUAUCUCAGGGCUGCAAGAAACUUUGCUCCCACACUGCAGCAGGACCACAAAGAAGGGAUGCUUUAGGAUCUAAACUGGUAUUAAAUUGUUUUGUUAUGAGCCACCUUGGCGGGGGGGGGGGGGGGAAUGUAUCCAGAAAGCCAGGCUCUAAAUUGGCUGAAAUAAAUACAUUUUAGAUUGGGAUCUACUCCUAGAUCUCUGGGUGGGUUGCAGUAGAUCAUGAAGGACGUCAGACUCCCAAUUUUGUAAUCGCAGCAAUGUGAAAGACUCAAAAGGCCAGGAGUGGGUUUUUACAUCUGGCUCCAGUUGGUGGGCCUCCAAGCUCUAUUUGGAAAUAAAAAGUAGAUCCUGCAAGCGUGAAAUCUUCCCUGCCCUGCCUCUAAACCUACAGAGAGCAGCAUGGCGGUCCUGUUGCCAUCUUUUUAGUUUUGAUGAAGAUGAAAAUAGCUUGUGUAUAGCGACUGUAAUAUUUAAACGUAUGUGUGUAUUUUUAAAAUUUGCACAUUUUGAGAAGUUUUCAAAUGCGGACUUGGACUUCUUUUCCUGUUGGCCCCUUUUGACAGGAACAAAAGUCUUAGUAUUCACUUCCACGCCAAAUUCAUGAAUUCCCCGCGCCCAAGAGAAGCUCAACGCAGAAAGGGACAAGAGUUAGUCCUCCUUUCUUUACUGUAAGGGCUGAUCUUUCACCCAGUUUGGGUGUCUAAUAAUCAGGGAACAGAAUAACAUAAACAGCCUAGGAUUAUUGGAUAUUGGGGGAAGGAGCAACAAGAGGAAGUAGACCACAUACGUAUGCCAGCAUCACCUGCAAACCACAAUGUGUGGAUUCUCACAGCUGCUUUUGAUGCAUAAAGGGUUUCUGGUAGCCAGGGCCUUUUUCAUGAGGUCAGGUGGCAGGGAAUUAAAAGGCAUUGCAGUUGUAACUGCAGACCCUUCAAAGUGGUUGGAUGAAUCAGUUCUUUGCAUACCAUCAGUUUGUUUUCAGAUAAUCUCAGUUUAAUUGCUGUCAUGUUGAGCGUUCUUUUUUAGUGAGGGGCUGCCAAAUUGUGAUUGUACUAGGUCCUCUCUAAAGAAAUUAAAGGUUUUAAAAUACAAGAUUAGAAUCUCUUGAUACCUUUGGUCCCAAAUCCAGCACAAUUAACCUUUGUUUAACACAUCAGUUGCAAACGGCUGUCAGCCAGGAGACGCUCUGAACACAGAGUAUCCUCCAUCACCAGCGCUCUCUAGUGAGAACUGGUGACAGCUCUUCACAGCCUCAGGCUUAAGGCUAGUGUUUUAAGAUAAAAACCUAUGUUUGGGUCAGAUCCAUUUGGCCCUAGAAAGCAGACCUGAACUACUUGCUAAAGCAAGUGCAGCUGGCAGCAGCAUGACUCCAAAGUCUGGGUAGGGAGGGAAACUUUGUUACAUGUUCGAAAGCUGUAAUUUGAGGCCGGGAUUGUGUUGAUAAGAAGAUUGCUUGAGGACUUCCAAGACAACCCAGCAGCUUGGCUCAGAAGUGCUGUUUAUAUAAUUGGAGGCAGGGAAAAUUCUCUUGGCUGCAGUUCAGGACGAUUCUAGCCGGAGUCCAGACUGUUCUACCUCAUCACACUGCACUCAUGUUUUUGGAUUCAACUCAGGGAUGUACAUGGCUUCCCUGCUGGUCAAAAAUAAACUUUGAUAUUGUAACAUC